This is a messenger RNA of Oncorhynchus tshawytscha (Chinook salmon), 5667 nucleotides long. It is a transcript of the gene igf2bp3, whose product is annotated as insulin-like growth factor 2 mRNA binding protein 3. Gene Ontology annotation, cellular component: cytosol; cytoplasm; nucleus. Gene Ontology annotation, molecular function: mRNA 3'-UTR binding. Lineage: Eukaryota; Metazoa; Chordata; Actinopteri; Salmoniformes; Salmonidae. Bases 584 to 2458 code for a protein of 624 amino acids. The record is from RefSeq and is a predicted model, not a curated record. The transcript has 17 exons. Gene Ontology annotation, biological process: regulation of gene expression; nervous system development.
UACACUGGGUUCUCACGGAAUCCCUUAACGCACGUAGCUCGCCAGGUUUUCCCCCAACACCAAUCCACUCUUACCCUCUCCAUGGUCCCCACCCCGGAUUCCCGUGACAUUUUUCCAAUACAACACUUAAUUGAGCAACUGAGAUUCUUCACGUGCGUGGUUGAUUUGUAGUUUGAACACGUGGCUCAUUCAAAUUAGCCGGAAUAUCCGUUUUUUUUCUUACCUCUUCUCUUUCUUGGUUUUAUUCAGAGGCGGGUGCGAACCUUAACGUGUGACAUUCUCUAGGCCAAGGGGUUUUGAUGAAGACAAAAAAGUAGUUUCUUCCUUUUCACCCAGCCAUCGUUUUAGAGAGAAGGGAUAAAUAAUUAAUAAUUAUUUUUUGUACGCAAUAGAGGGGCGAGGAAGCGCAAACACCGACGAGGUAGCCCGUCAAAUAUAUCUGUGGCUAGAACGACCGGGGGAAGCACGCCACCGCCACUCCGUUUAGUAGGAAGGCGAUUUUGGCGACUCCAAACACUGCACACCCGAUAUAUUAAAUAACGGUUAACCUUCUGCGUAAAGGUUGUCAAUUUCAGCGCAGAACAUGAACAAGCUGUACAUUGGAAACGUGAGUGAAGAGGCGAGUGCGGAGGACUUGGAAACUAUAUUUGAGCAGUGGAAGAUUCCGCACAGUGGUCCGUUUCUCGUCAAAACUGGUUAUGCGUUCGUGGAUUGCCCCGAUGAAAAGAUUGCAAUGAAGGCCAUCGACAUUCUUUCAGGUAAAGUUGACCUACAUGGAAAACUCCUAGAGGUGGAGCACUCUGUCCCUAAACGUCAAAGGAGCUGUAAGCUGCAGAUCAGGAACAUCCCGCCUCAUAUGCAGUGGGAGGUUCUGGAUGGCAUGUUGGCCCAAUAUGGCACAGUGGAGAACUGUGAGCAAGUAAAUACAGACACAGACACUGCAGUGGUCAACGUCAGAUAUGGUGCUAAGGACCAGGCUAGACAGGCGAUGGAGAAGCUGAAUGGCUUCCUGAUGGAGAACUUUGCCCUGAAGGUGUCGUACAUCCCAGACGAGAUGGCCACCGCUGACGCCCCACCUCUGGGAGGGGGUAGGAGGGGCUUUGUCCCCCGUGGCCCUCCCCGCUCAGGUUCUCCGGGCAUGGGGGCGCGCCCCAAACUACAGUCAGAAGUUCCCUUACGUAUACUCGUCCCAACGCAGUUUGUAGGAGCCAUCAUCGGCAAGGAGGGAGCCACCAUUCGCAACAUCACCAAACAGACACACUCAAAGAUCGACAUCCACAGGAAGGAGAAUGCGGGAGCGGCAGAGAAACCCAUCACAGUCCACUCCACCCCGGAGGGCUGCUCCAACGCCUGCAGAACCAUCAUGGAGAUCAUGCAAAAGGAGGCCCUCGACACCAAGUUUACUGAGGAGAUUCCACUGAAGAUUCUGGCUCACAACAACUUUGUGGGCCGACUGAUCGGGAAGGAAGGACGUAACUUAAAAAAAAUUGAAGUGGACACAGAGACCAAGAUCACCAUCUCCCCUCUCCAGGACCUGACCCUGUACAACCCUGAGAGGACCAUCACAGUGAAGGGUUCUAUCGAGGCCUGCUCCCGUGCCGAGGAGGAAGUCAUGAAGAAGGUCAGGGAGUCGUAUGAGAACGACGUGGCCGCUAUGAAUCUCCAGUCUAACCUGAUUCCAGGACUCAACCUGAAUGCUUUGGGUUUGUUCCCUGGUGGUGCUCCAGGUAUGGGCCCCUCCAUGGGACACAACGUCCCACCUCCCGGUGCCCAGGGUGGCUAUUCAUUCGGGAGCAGCUCCUUUGGGGGUGAAGGGCCAUUUUGGGCGUCUGUGCUGUCGGGGAGCAGCCAGCCCGUCUCUGGCCAGGGGCAGCCGGAGUCGGAGACGGUCCAUCUGUUCAUCCCGGCGCUGGCGGUCGGAGCGAUCAUCGGAAAACAGGGUCAACACAUCAAGCAGCUGUCGCGCUACGCCGGAGCCUCCAUCAAGAUCAGUGCAGAUGAAGUCAGUGUCGUAGAUGCAAACCAGGUAGCCCCUCCAGAAGGUAUGGACACCAAGCAGAGGAUGGUGAUCAUUGCUGGACCACCAGAGGCCCAGUUCAAGGCUCAGGGUCGUAUCUUUGGGAAGCUAAAGGAGGAGAACUUCUUUGGGCCGAAGGAGGAGGUGAAGCUAGAGGCUCACAUCAAGGUGCCCUCUUUCGCUGCUGGACGUGUCAUCGGCAAGGGAGGCAAAACGGUGAAUGAGUUGCAGAACUUGACCAGUGCUGAGGUGGUGGUCCCCAGAGACCAGACGCCUGACGAGAACGACCAGGUCAUUGUCAAAAUCACUGGACACUUCUAUGCAAGCCAGCUGGCCCAGAGGAAGAUCCAGGAGAUCUUGUCCCAGGUGAGACGGCAACAGCAGCCCAAACCCUCACCCCGCGGGGAGGGACCACCCCUCCCCCGCCCUUCCCGGAAGUAGAGAGGGGCGUCCAGGUGGCCCAGGGGGGGCCAGUGACAGAACCGCCCCUGAAGACAGACCAGAGCAGAGACCGGAGGGGAAACACAGGCAGGGACAAGGCGCUCAUCUCAGGGGAUAAGGGUCAUGGGUACCCAACUGUACACCUCUACUCUCGACGACCUCCUCGACCUUACACGCCCACCCCCACUCUCGCCGACCUCCUCGACCUUACACGCCCACCCCCACUCUCGCCGACCUCCUCGACCUUACACGCCCACCCCUACUCUCGGCGACCUUACACGCCCAGCCCCACUCUCGACGACCUCCUCGACCUUACACGCCCACCCCCACUUUCGACGACCUCCUCGACCUCACACCCCCACUUUCCGACGACCUCCUCGACCUCACACCCCCACUUUCCGACGACCUCCUCGACCGUCACUAACCCCCGGGCCGACACCACAGCGUGGAUAAGAGACCUUACACCCCCCCCCCAACCCAUCGCCACACCUGUCUGCAUCUCUGUGAGAAUGUACUUGAGGGUUCCAACGUUGUCACUCACCCUCACCUCUGUCCUGAUUGGUUCCUUAUUUGUUUUAAUGUUGUUUUUUUGGUACACUAGAAAACACAAAGAAGAAAUAAUAAUGAACUCCCUCCUGUCACCUCCCUGGUGUGGUAACACACUCAACCACCUCACAUGUUGAUGACGGCUGUUAAUUUUGUUUUUACCUUUUUAUUUUAACUAUUUUUUUUGCCCUGGAUGAAGUGUUUGUUUAGUUGGUUGAAACUUUCUCUCCUGAGUUUUCUUUGGAAAGAAAAAGGCAUUGCUCUGAGUCCUUGUAGGAUGGAGAAAGGUUAGGGGGAGGGGUUUAGAUGGAGGGGCGGGGCUCGGGGUAAUACUCUGGUGUUUGAUUGGACAGGGGCCCCGGUGGUGGUCUAACAGGGCACCCCUGUCCUGCUAUUGAUAGUGGCAUUUUAUAAAUUCGGAUGCAUUUUAUAGAUAUAUAAAAUAUAUUUAGAGGCGAGGAUAACACUGUCAUUAACACUUAAGGGACGUGUUGAAUGGUGUUGGCCAGGAAAACCAAUUUAAUAUGCAUUGUACUGAACUACCUCAGGAUCUCUAGUACCUCAAGAAGAUGAAGAGAAAAAGAAAAUAAUUAUAUAUAUGAAAAAAAUGUUCCUUUCUUUUUUAUUUUGCUUUGUGGUAUUUUGUAUACUUUAUAAAGCUAAUAGUUAUUGAACAUUUUUAUUUUUUUAAGAAAAUUUAAAAUUUGGUCAGCUGCCAACUGACCUUGCCUUCAACUCUAGCGCUCUCCGGCGGCGGCGGCAACGUGUACAAUGUGUCUGUCGACGGUGGCCCUGUUCAUAAAGUCUCUGUACAUAGAGCUCAGGGCAGAGUUGGCACCAAACUGUUGGCUGCUGACGGGAGUAUCGAGAGAAGAAAUUGCCUCAGUUUUCCUGAGGUGUAUCCACCAUCUAAUGAAAACUACAAACAACGAAUAUAUUAGAGUAAUGCUGAAUAAUGCCAACCGUACAUAUUGCAGCAAUGCCGUUUAGUUUUGGGAUUCUGACAUUCUUAUUGUUGACGGUACGUUACAUUUUUCACACAAUGAUUUUUCCUUUUGCCUUCCUGGAAGUGCAAUGGGUAGCACACAAAUGGAGGGGCCUGAACACUGAGUUCUCUCUCUCUCUCUCUCUGUAGCCGCCAUAGAAAUGGACAUGUUAGAGCAGCACUGUCUGUUCUGUUGUAUUUCUUUUACCUGCUUAGGCCUUACCUGCUUUAUUACAUCAUCCUAGUCUCAAAUGGCACCCCAUUUCCCUUAUAGUGCUCCAAGUUGUAUACUACAUGGGGAAAUAGGGUGCCAUUUGGAAGUCAUCCCAGGUUUGUGACAGGCUGAGGUGCAGUCCACAGCCUGACUAGGGUUUUUUCAUAGACGAAGCUUGGCCAUGUGCGGUGGCCCCAGUAGCCGCAGUUGGUCUACGUUAGUGUCAUUCACUGUAUGGUGAAAGUAAGGGGAGUCACACUGAUGGAUGCUUAUUUUGCUAUAGAAGCUACGUUAACUAAAGGUUGAGUUUUGUUUAACCAGCAGCUGUAAUCUUGAUUUGAAGUGAGUUUCAAUUGUUAUUCAUCACAAAAAUCCAAGAUGCACACAAAAAAUGUACUAAAUUUACCUUGAUUGGGAUGGGAAAGAUAAGAAAAAAAAUAGUUUAAAAACCGAUAACAAAAUACCCAAGUUUUUCCUUUUUUUUGAUUUCAUGCAGAAUGUAAAUAUGUUUUGAUUGUGGUAAAAGUGCUCGUGUGUAUCCAUGCUUCCACAGUAGAACGCUGUCUACCUCAGCUGAGGGGGGUUUGUGGUGGCACGCGCCCUCACCCCGCCUAGCGCCCACGCGCUCGCUGCGAUACCUCAGUCCCCCCAGGAACACUUCUCUGCAUGGACUCGUGCGUGCUCACGCGGUUCAACCUCGCGCUGAUGUCCACGAGGGGCAUAAGUGACGAUUAUUAUUCCCCCUCCCUUUCUCCACCCAUUUUUUUUUUUUUUUAUCUACCUCCUUUAGAUACAUUUGAAUUAGAGGCAAACUUCUAUUUGUUAGAUUUAGGGUUAUUCUCCCACUGUCCCCUUUCUGAUUUCCAAGAUAUUAAUGAAAAUAAAUAAAUCAUGUACUCUUUAGAAUUUGAACAAAUAAUGGAAAAGUUAUCAGAUGUUUCCUUUGCCAGUGUUAUAUACACACACACUCUUCUAGCUUAAUUGAUUGUAAAUCCUCAAGAUUCUGCUUUUGUUUUUGAUGGUGUGGCUUCCAUGUAUUGAACUUUCUUGCCUCUGGGUUUUUCGUGGGGAAAAGGUCAAAUUCACCGGUUUGAAGUUUUUCGAUUCAAUGACUGGACAAUAAGUAACAAACAAAUGUUUAAAAAAAGGACCUGCCUUAGUUUCUGGUUUGAGACUAAAAAUAAAUACUCAGCCAGUCUUCUUUCUUACCUUUUUAUGUCUUUACGGAUGCUACAUUGGCCUGCUGAUUUGAUAAUGAUUUGUUCGGUUAGCAUUUCCUGGAUGUGUAAUGUGGAAAAUCAUGUUUGUGUGGGAAAGAGGGACUGGGUUUGGGAGUCAGUUUUUGGAAAAGUGUUCUGGUUUAAGCAUGAUGCCCCCCUCCCUGUGACCAUGCUUCUGCCCCUUCACCCCCCUCACAGCUCAACUUGUCAAAUGCCUCUGAAUAAAUCAAAAAAUGAAAUUGGC